Molecule: messenger RNA, 1119 nt
Organism: Lipotes vexillifer (Yangtze River dolphin)
Lineage: Eukaryota; Metazoa; Chordata; Mammalia; Artiodactyla; Lipotidae
Gene: TRIB1
Product: tribbles pseudokinase 1
Exons: 3
Coding region: 1-1119 (372 amino acids)
Biological process (GO): protein phosphorylation; positive regulation of proteasomal ubiquitin-dependent protein catabolic process; regulation of MAP kinase activity
Cellular component (GO): nucleus
Molecular function (GO): protein kinase activity; mitogen-activated protein kinase kinase binding; ATP binding
Source: RefSeq, a predicted model, not a curated record
AUGCGGGUCGGUCCCGUGCGCUCUGCUAUGAGCGGCGUCUCGCAGCCCCGCGCUCCGGCCUUGCUGCUGCCGGUCGGCCGGGGUGUCCCGGCCAAACGCCUGCUGGACGCGGACGACGCGGCGGCCGUGGCGGCCAAGUGCCCACGUCUCUCCGAGUGCUCUAGCCCCCCGGACUACCUCAGCCCCCCUGGCUCUCCCUGCAGCCCGCAGCCUCCGCCCGCCGCUCCGGGGGCUGGCGGCGGCCCCGGGAGCGCGCCGGGGCCCAGCCGCAUCGCCGACUACCUGCUGCUGCCCCUGGCCGAGCGCGAGCAUGUGUCCCGGGCGCUGUGCCUCCACACCGGCCGCGAGCUGCGCUGCAAGGUGUUUCCCAUUAAACACUACCAGGACAGAAUCCGGCCUUACAUCCAGCUGCCCUCACACAGGAACAUCACUGGCAUUGUGGAAGUGAUCCUUGGGGAAACCAAAGCCUAUGUCUUCUUUGAGAGGGACUUUGGGGACAUGCACUCCUACGUGCGUAGCCGGAAGAGGCUGCGGGAAGAGGAGGCUGCCCGGCUCUUCAAGCAGAUCGUCUCUGCCGUUGCCCACUGCCACCAGUCAGCCAUCGUGCUGGGGGACCUAAAGCUUAGGAAGUUUGUCUUCUCCACGGAGGAGAGAACCCAGCUCAGACUGGAAAGUCUAGAAGAUACACACAUAAUUAAGGGAGAAGAUGAUGCUUUGUCAGACAAACACGGCUGCCCAGCCUACGUGAGCCCCGAGAUUCUCAACACCACAGGGACCUACUCCGGAAAGGCGGCGGACGUUUGGAGCCUCGGGGUGAUGCUCUACACCCUUUUGGUGGGACGCUACCCCUUCCAUGACUCAGACCCCAGUGCCCUUUUCUCCAAAAUCCGACGUGGACAGUUCUGCAUUCCUGACCACAUUUCCCCCAAAGCCAGGUGCCUCAUUCGCAGCCUCCUGAGACGGGAGCCUUCAGAAAGACUCACUGCUCCAGAGAUCUUACUCCAUCCCUGGUUCGAGUCUGUCUUGGAGCCUGGGUAUGUCGACUCAGAAGUAGGAACUUCCGACCAGAUUGUUCCAGAGUACCAGGAGGACAGUGACAUCAGUUCCUUCUUCUGCUAA